Polyodon spathula (Mississippi paddlefish) is the source of this 2856-nucleotide messenger RNA. Its product is annotated as stress-70 protein, mitochondrial-like. Lineage: Eukaryota; Metazoa; Chordata; Actinopteri; Acipenseriformes; Polyodontidae. The record is from RefSeq and is a predicted model, not a curated record. Gene Ontology annotation, cellular component: cytoplasm; mitochondrion. Gene Ontology annotation, molecular function: ATP hydrolysis activity; misfolded protein binding; ATP-dependent protein folding chaperone. Gene Ontology annotation, biological process: cellular response to unfolded protein; protein refolding. The transcript has 17 exons. The coding region runs from base 286 to 2343 and encodes 685 amino acids.
GCAGGCCCAUGUGGUUCAGAUAGUUCCAGAAGCAGAGCGACUCAUAGGGUUGUUUCAGUAAGGUUUAAAAACCGUUAAGAAACAUUAACAGCCGGGGUGCUUCCUCAUUCACAGACAGUAGUUGUUAUUAAAAAUUUUACAAGAAAACCAGAAUCGUAUUUAUAUGCUGUUCUGUAUUGUUCUUUUGUUACGACACAGAAUAAUAACGCAUCUGUCGCAAAGAGUCAAACGAGUGACGUUCUGCAACCUGCCGUUUCCCUUGCUCUUUUCAGCUAACCCGCAGACAUGAUGCUAAAUGCGGCCAGGACUGCCUCCCAAACUCUCCUGCUGACCCGGGCAGGCUGCACUAGGAGCGUCGCCUGUCUCGCCAAGAACAAGGGAUGUUGGAAGGCACUGAGUCAAGAUGUCCUCAGAACAGUAACCAGACGUGAUUAUGCGUCAGAAGCAGUCAAAGGGUCGGUUAUAGGCAUCGAUCUGGGAACCACCAACUCCUGCGUGGCAGUGAUGGAAGGCAAACAGGCAAAGGUUCUGGAGAACGCAGAGGGUGCCCGCACCACGCCCUCCGUUGUGGCGUUCACUGCUGACGGCGAGAGGCUGGUGGGGAUGCCAGCUAAGCGCCAGGCUGUCACCAACCCCAACAACACCCUGUAUGCCACCAAGCGCCUCAUCGGACGCCGCUUUGACGACGCAGAAGUGCAGAAAGACCUUAAGAACGUACCCUAUAAGAUAGUCCGUGCUUCUAACGGAGAUGCCUGGGUGGAGGCUCAUGGGAAGCUGUACUCCCCCAGCCAGGUGGGCGCCUUCAUCCUCAUGAAGAUGAAAGAGACAGCAGAAAGCUACAUGGGUCACAGUGUGAAGAAUGCUGUGGUGACGGUCCCUGCUUACUUCAACGACUCCCAGCGACAGGCCACCAAGGAUGCUGGCCAGAUCUCCGGGCUCAAUGUGCUGCGUGUCAUCAAUGAGCCCACGGCUGCUGCUCUGGCCUACGGGCUGGAUAAGUCCCAGGACAAAAUCAUUGCUGUGUAUGAUCUGGGAGGUGGGACCUUCGAUAUCUCUAUCCUGGAGAUCCAGAAGGGUGUGUUCGAGGUCAAGUCCACCAAUGGAGACACCUUCCUGGGAGGGGAGGACUUCGACCAGGCCCUGCUGAGACACAUUGUCAAGGAGUUCAAGAGAGAGUCCGGUGUCGACCUCACCAAGGACAACAUGGCCUUGCAGAGAGUCCGGGAGGCUGCUGAGAAAGCCAAGUGUGAGCUGUCCUCCUCCCUGCAGACUGACAUCAACCUGCCCUACCUGACGAUGGACGCAUCGGGUCCCAAGCACUUGAACAUGAAGCUGACCCGCUCGCAGUUCGAGGGCAUUGUGGGUGAUCUGAUCCGCAGGACCGUGGCUCCCUGCCAGAAAGCCAUGCAGGACGCCGAAGUCACCAAGAGUGAGAUCGGGGAGGUGCUGCUGGUCGGGGGCAUGUCCCGCAUGCCAAAGGUGCAGCAGACCGUGCAGGACCUGUUCGGACGCGCCCCCAGCAAGUCUGUAAACCCAGACGAGGCCGUGGCCAUCGGAGCCGCCAUCCAGGGGGGCGUGCUGGCCGGGGACGUGACGGACGUGCUGCUGCUGGACGUCACCCCCCUGUCCCUGGGCAUCGAAACUCUGGGGGGGGUCUUCACCAAGCUCAUCAACCGCAACACCACCAUCCCCACCAAGAAGAGCCAGGUGUUCUCCACAGCAGCUGAUGGACAGACACAGGUGGAGAUCAAGGUGUGCCAGGGAGAGAGAGAGAUGGCUGCAGACAACAAGGUCCUGGGGCAGUUCACUCUGGUUGGGGUCCCCCCUGCACCCCGCGGAGUCCCCCAGAUCGAGGUGACCUUUGACAUCGAUGCCAACGGGAUCGUCCACGUGUCAGCCAAGGACAAGGGCACCGGCCGCGAGCAGCAGAUUAUAAUCCAGUCAUCUGGCGGCCUUAGCAAGGAUGACAUCGAGAACAUGGUGAAGAACGCAGAGAAGUACGCUGAGGAGGACAGGAGGAGAAAGGAGCGUGUCGAAGCUGUGAACAUGGCUGAGGGGAUUGUUCAUGACACAGAAUCUAAGAUGGAGGAGUUCAAGGAACAGCUCCCUGCCGAUGAGUGCAACAAACUGAAAGAAGAGAUCGCCAAAGUGAGAGAGCUGCUGGCCAGGAAGGACUCUGAGACUGGUGAAAACAUCAAGCAGGCUGCGAGCACCCUGCAGCAGGCAUCGCUCAAACUCUUCGAGAUGGCCUACAAGAAGAUGGCAUCUGAUCGGGAGGGCAGUAGUGGCAGUGGUGGUAGCAGCGGUUCUGGCAGUGAAGAGAAGAAGGAGGGGCAGCAGUAGAGCCCCGCACCACGCUGAAUUGCCCUGGGGCAUCCACACCUGGGGCAGGGGGCUGAAGAAGCUUGGGAAGGCAACGCUCAUCUACUCUCCUGAGCGAAUAACACGCACAAGUCAUUCUUGUAUACUGUGUUUUUGCAGUAUUCUAUACAUGGCUGGUUUUUCUGUUCUCUCAUAAUUUUGUAAUUUAAUAGUUCAGAAGUAUAUCUUGUCAGCAUUUUUAAAGAUGUGUUUUUUGUUUUGUUUUUUUUGUCAUGUUGUAAAAAUGAUAAAGGUGAUAAUUAUGAUACGUUAUCUGGAAUGGCAUUUGGCUGCUUUUCAGUGAGGAUAGACCUUGCUUUGUCUGGUCCUGUAUUUUGCAUACCUUUUGAUUGAACUUAACUUAUUUAAAACCACCAAAAAGGACUGUACUGGAGACAGUGUCAGUAGCAUCAUAAGGUGUGUACAUUUCUGACACUGUCCAGGUCUGAGUCUGCAGCAGCAGCACCAUCAUAGUUACAAAGAAACAAGAAAAAC